GUCGUGUUGAUUUCAGAAGUCAUCAUGGCGCUCACUUCCCCAGUCAAAGAGCACCCAUAUAGUCAUCUAAUCGACACACUGAAAGAUGGCAGGAUCAAGUUCUUCAACCUACAGAAAUUAAAUGAUCCAAGAUAUGACAAGCUGCCUCUGUCCAUCCGCGUCUUACUGGAGGCAACAGUUCGUAACUGUGAUGGCUUUUACACGAAAGAAGAAGACGUCCAGAACCUCUUGGACUGGCAGCAGCAGCAGAGUAAAGCCGAGGUGCCGUUCUCUCCAGCGCGAGUCCUUCUCCAGGACUUCACUGGUAUUCCUGCCAUGGUGGACCUGGCAGCCAUGAGGGAUGCUGUUGCCAAACAUGGCGUGGACCCCAGCCUGGUCAACCCUAAAUGCCCCACAGACCUCAUUGUAGACCACUCAUUACAGAUUGAUUAUAGCAAAUGUGCCAUACAGAAUGCUCCAAACCCCGGUGGAGGGGACGGUCCAAACCAGAGCCAGGGUCCUUCUCGUUCCACGCCCUCCAGGCUUCCGUCCAGAGGGGGCUCACACUGUGGAGGCCAUCGGGGCACGUGUAGUAAAGCUGCUUGCAACGCCCCUCCGGCCUCCCCGGGUCGACCUCCAGCCUCUGUCCAGCAGAUCGAGAACACGCCUCUCCUCUGCCCUUUCCACCUGAAGCCUGUGUCUGAAACUGAAACAACUUUGAAAAACCAGGAAAUGGAACUAAUCAGAAACAAAGAGCGGCUUCAGUUCUUCAAGUGGUGUUCUAAAGCUUUCAAAAAUGUGAACGUGGUUCCUCCGGAUGUUGGUGCAGUCCACCAGGUGAAUCUGGAGUAUCUGUCCAGAGUGGUCCAGGUCAGGGAUGGUUUCAUCUACCCUGACAGCGUGGUGGGAACCGACUCCCACACCACGAUGAUCAACGGCCUGGGCAUUCUGGGCUGGGGUGUUGGGGGAAUCGAGUCAGAAGCGGUGAUGCUGGGCCAGCCAGUGUCUCUGACUCUUCCUCAGGUGGUGGGCUGUAAACUGGUGGGCUCCAUCAACCCCCUAACCACCUCCAUAGACGUCGUCCUCGGCAUCACAAAGCACUUGCGGCAGGCUGGGAUCGCUGGAAAGUUUGUAGAGUUUUUUGGACCUGGCGUCUCCCAGCUCUCCGCCCCUGACCGAACCACCAUCGCCAACAUGUGCCCAGAGUACAACGCCACUGUUAGCUUCUUCCCUGUCGACCAAGUCACACUCAAGCACUUUAAAAAGACAAACUUUACCCAGGAGAAACUUGAAUUGCUGGAAUCUUACAUGAAGGCUGUAAAACUUUUCCGAUGCUUUGAAGACCCAUCAGAAGACCCCCAGUAUUCUGAGGUGAUUGAAAUCAACCUGAGCUCCAUGGUGCCCUAUGUGAGCGGACCAAAGAGACCUCAGGACCGAGUGGCAGUCUGCAGCAUGAAAGAAGACUUCCAGAGUUGUCUCGAUGAGAAGGUGGGUUUUAAAGGCUUCCAUAUCUCCAAGGAGAAGCAGGACACCCGCAUCCCUUUCCUGCAUGGUGGUCAGGAGUACCAGCUGGCCCACGGCUCUGUGGUCAUCGCUGCCGUUAUCAGCUGCACCAACAACUGCAACCCUUCUGUCAUGCUGACUGCAGGUCUACUGGCCAAAAAGGCCGUGGAGGCGGGGCUUAUCGUCAAGCCUUACAUCCGGACCAGCCUGGCUCCUGGAAGUGGCAUGGUCACUCACUACCUCAGUACCAGUGGAGUCCUGCCUUACUUUAACCAGCUAGGGUUUGAGGUGAUAGGUUAUGGUUGUGCCACCUGCGUAGGAAACACAGCACCGUUACCCGAAGCUGUCGUGGAUGCAAUCAAACAGGGGGACCUGGUGGCCUGCGGUGUGUUAUCUGGCAACAGGCACUUUGAGGGCCGCCUGUGUGACUGCGUGCGUGCCAACUACCUGGCUUCCCCUCCCCUGGUGGUGGCUUAUGCUAUCGCGGGCACUGUGGGAAUUGACUUUGAGAAAGAGCCUUUAGGUGUGACGUCGGAGGGGAAGGAUGUGUAUCUGCGUGAUAUCUGGCCGUCCAGGGAGGAGGUCCAGCAGACAGAGGAGGACACGGUCAUCUCCUCCAUUUUUAAGGAUCUCAGGGGAAGGAUGGAGAAAGGGAACACUUUUUGGAACAACGUUGACUGUCCAGACUCUGUACUUUUCCCCUGGGAUCACAAGUCCACAUAUAUACGAUCACCGUGUUUUUUCAGCAAGUUGAGUAAAGAGGUUCCUCCUCCUCAGUCGAUAGAGAGCGCUCAUGCCUUACUGUUCCUCGGGGACAAAGUGACCACGGACCACAUCUCACCAGCAGGCAGCAUUGCCAGGGUCAGCGCUGCAGCCAAGUACCUGCUGAGCAAACGCCUGACGCCGCGGGAGUUUAACUCUUACGGCGCUCGCAGAGGGAAUGACGCAGUGAUGACCAGAGGCACAUUCGCCAGCAUCAAGCUCCAAAAUCGAUUCAUCGGCAAAUCAGGCCCCAAGACUUUGCACAUUCCUUCAGGCCAGACACUGGAUGUCUUCGAGGCAGCUGACCGUUAUCAGAGAGACGGCAUUCCUCUCAUCAUCCUGGCAGGCAAAGACUACGGCUCUGGAAACUCCAGGGACUGGGUAGCCAAAGGACCAUACCUGCUGGGGGUACGUGCAGUCAUCGCUGAGAGCUUUGAGAAGUUGCACAAGAACCAGCUGGUGGGAAUGGGCAUCAUGCCGCUCGAGUUCCUGCCCGGCCAGAACGCUGACUCGCUGGAGCUCAGCGGGAAGGAGAGGUUUACCAUCACCCUUCCAGAGAGCCUGAGUCCGAGGCAGCAGCUCACUGUCAAGACCAGCCAAGGAAAGUCCUUCGUCGUCACCGCACUGUUUGACACCGAGAUGGACGUUAUCUUUUUCCAGCACGGAGGACUUCUUAGAUAUGUUGGUCGGACAUUACUCUGAAAGCGCCCGCAGCCUGGCCCAAAGCCUACUGAGCGUGCACCAGGCUCAUGAACUGCAGCCCUCAUCAUUUCACCGGUUUGUCUUCAGCAUGGAUGAAAAACGGCACGUUGGAGUGACAUUAAGACAUAAUGGUGGUUUGUCUGUUUAAGCUUGGACGAACGUCUCCAAACUUAUUGGAGUCAUGAGACGACAGUUUUAGCUGCUUCUCCAUCACUACGCGUGGCUGUUUCUUGCUUUUGCAAUGGCCUCGUUUCUCCUCACACGACCGCCAAAACAAGCGCAGGAGGAAGUGCUGACACGCGCUCCAAUAAAGAGAUUGUACCCUAGUCGACCUUGGAACACCAGUUCUUAUCUUGAUGAAUCCUGUCUGCUUUUGUUGUCGUUAAAUUAAAAAAAGAAACAAUCCUGCCUGGAAAGGCUAAGAUGGUGCUAGGUACUAUGGCAUGAAUACAUUGUUUUUUAGGGUGCAGCACAGCCUGUUUUCCCAUCGUCCAAGUAAAAUGAAGUUACAGAAUUGAUGUCAGUUACCCGUAUUUCUAAUUGGGGCCAAACGAUCCUAUGUAAAUUAUAGUUCUGUUAAUAUUUCUUUAAUCAAACUUUUUUGCAAAUAGUACAUUUGCCUCCUAAUACUCAAUUUUUAUUAUGUGGGAAAAAUGUGAAAUUCUUCUUUUUGCUGUUACUUGUGUCACUAAGCUCCCCGCUUUACCAUGGCUCCUACAACUGACAGUCUUCUGCAUUACAUUAAAGGUAAAUUUCAAAAGCUUUUCUGCAUAAAGAAUCCAUUAAUACCAAUGUAGGCAGCAGCAGAGUAUCUAUUGGAAAUACAAUUAGUAUUUGUACCCAAUGUAUCAUCAAAGUACAAACAGUUUUUAUGUUGUUAACUGGUGCUGAAGUGAAAGGCAGUUGUUGUGGUGUUGAUGGCUCUAUUUACACUUGUCAUUUUGAUUUAAUGGUUUGUAGGUAUGAUUGAAAACAGCUGAUUGUGUGAGAUCACGCUGCUGAAAUCACCUUAAUGGCUUUUAUUUAUGUAUCAUCUCCAGUGACGCUGAUGAGUCCAGUUCAGUCUCUUUCUGCAGCCUGAGCCCGACGACCUCCAGCCGUGUUCAGCAUCAUUAGCAUAAUUAUUUAUUUAAAGGGGAACUCCACCGAUUUUAGUUUGUUUACAGGUCUUAGAGAAUACCACAGCAUAUGUGAAAAAAGUUAUAUAAAACUUUAUAAAAUGUGAUGUCACUUGAGGCAGCAUCUGUCUGAAAACUACAGGACUGAAAAGUAAAAAAUCUGUUGGUGUGGAGUUAGAGACACGUGAGAUUACCAGACCUCCGAAGCCCACUCCUCAUCUCUGCUUGACGCUAGCAGCUCAGGCCAACAUUAGCUGCUUCUAGCAUAACACACCCAAAUCUCAAAUUUGCGUUGAGUUUUUGGUGGUUGUGUUGCAUUGUGGGUAAUGAAGGCACUAGGUUUUGACAAGGAAGAAGAAUGCACUGAAUAAAAAAAAAGACUGACAACUUUGGUUCUGCUGAAUUGAUUUUGAUCCUUUUAUUUAUAUAUUUUUAAACAACAUGAGUCUGACAAGUUUAUAGAGGAGCAAUGCUAAAUUGGUGGAGUGCUCUUUUAAAGCAAACCCAGUAACAGAAAUACUUACAGUAUAGAUGCUAAAAUAUGAUGUAACAGUAGCACAAGUAGAUAAGAGUAAGCCAUGUUCAUUAACGACAAUGUUUACCUAGAGUUAGCUGACAUUAGAGACUGGUCACACAAGACCAAGGAAAGUUUUAGUGGCAAAACUUCUACAUGUGUUGAACUGAGGGAGUUUUGUUAUUAAUGAAUUUGACUUUUCAUCUGUAAGAAUUUCUUUUUCUAUUUUUAUUUCUUCUUUUAAAGGAAUAGUUUCACCUUUAGGGAAAUUAAAGGUAGAAAAAUCUGCCAGUUAACAUCUAAAGCUCAAUAAUUAACAUGUCAUAUUUAAUUAGUGAGCUUUAGAGGUGCUGGUAGAUGGUUUUUAAGUUUGGACAGACCCUGGCUGUUUCCCUGCGUUUCCAGUCUUUGUGCUGAGCCAAGCUAAGAUAAGCUAAAGUAAACCAACAUCUCCUGGCUGUACAGGAUGUAAGAGUGGUAUCAGUCUUCUCCUUUAACAACUGGACCUACGUUUUGACACCCGGUGCUGUCACUUAGCAUGAUGUGAAGGUUAAAGCUGUGUCAAGGUGACAAGUGUAAAUACAGCGCUUCAUCUCUGUGGUGCUUUUCACGCCGUUGUUGUGUGUGUCCAUGGAUGGGAUCGGUUCACUUUCACCUCUUUGAUUAAAUACUGCAAAAGCUCCCUGCAUGAGGAGAUUAUCAAUCCAUCCUAGUGACUGAUAAUCAAUGCUUGAUCAUUUUCCUGAAUUGUAGUUUGAACUGACUUGACUGAAUUUUAAGUGACUAGACGGCAGCCCAGCCUGAAGUACAGGCAUCCUUUAGUUUAUAAUCCAUCACAAAUGACAUGUGUUGAGAUUCAGCCUGAAAUCAGUCUUCUUCUUUUAGUGUCAGCUCUGUAUGAUUUAAUAUUUGUGCAUGAAACCAUUUUGACUCACUGUUUCGGUCGAUAAUGGCACUUUUUCUGAAACCAUCCAUCCAGUGCAACAUGUCACAUUAUCUAGAAUGUGGAUUGGAGCCUUUAUGCAUUUGAAUAUGUUUUAGAAAGCAUGAUAGUGUGCUGUCUGUGUGAAGUUAUUUAUUGAUACCUACACUAUUUCUGUAACAUGCUGAACCAUUAACUGUCUGAAACUGUUGCAAAACUGUCAUUUAAGAAUGAACAAAGACGAGUGCUUUGCUUUGUGUAACUGCCAAAAUGAGCUGAAGCAGGUAGCAGACUGUCUUGUGAUGAUGAUGAUGUCUGUAUUGUUUCGGUGCCUCACGAGUGAAGAUGAUAGUUUCUACACUGCUUCAUAAAACAGAUCAUGUAGGUUUUUCUUUUUAGUUCCUCGCUAAAGCCAGUCCAUCUUCACAGUUUGCCUUCGUAGUGUGAGCAGGUUGGUUUAGUGUGUCAGAAACGUGUGGUAACAGGAACGGGACAACAUUGUGGACUGGGAGCGUGCAGCGGCACAGUGUGAACGCUUUACCUGUAGUGUCAUCAUGUGUAGCAGUUAACUGGUCCACUGCUGUUGUUGCUUCUCACUAUCCCAGUGUAGGGAAGCAAAGUAUGCAAACCAAGUGUCUCGCUGCGCAUGAGAAAAGGUGUCGCAUAAUCAUAUUGUAAAUAGUUUUUAAUAAAUGUCAAAGCAAAGCUGGUGCUGUAGCUGUGUGUGAGGCAGCGGAAGUGCUCGAUUAAAGGGCGACUUCACUGACGUUCCACAUCAAGGUUUAUCAAUGGCUACUCAACCUGUGAAAACAUGUGUGUCUUCUGGUGGAGCUUCAUCAAGUCAAGACAAUAACCCCGUUGAUGUCAUCAGGGGUUGGCAGCAAGGACUCUGAAAGAUGUGGGUGUUUAAUAAUGUGCUGUGUGAUGCAACUGAGAUUGACUGACAAAAUGUAGGAUCCUUUGUUUCUAACUCGUAGUAAUUGAAACCAGCAACUAAAAGCCAGUAUAUCUCUGCUUCUAAACUUUUCAGUUAGUUCAUUAAGAUGAGUGAGCUGAUUUAAAGUGUCUUGUAAUGACAGCCCCACAGAUUCUUCAAGCCAAUAUCCACUUCGUUUACAUAAAUACACAUUAAGCAAAAAGAAAUGUUUGAUAUGGAUCUCUUGGAUUUUGGUAAAAUUCAACCAAGAUAUGUACUGAGGACUCUUUACAGUUGGAAAAUAAACUGGUCAGUGCCCCCUGGUGGACGAUGUA
This is a messenger RNA of Seriola aureovittata, 6751 nucleotides long. RefSeq names its product iron-responsive element binding protein 2 (gene ireb2). The transcript is spliced from 22 exons. Gene Ontology annotation, biological process: tricarboxylic acid cycle; citrate metabolic process. The record is from RefSeq and is a predicted model, not a curated record. The coding region runs from base 25 to 2946 and encodes 973 amino acids. Gene Ontology annotation, molecular function: aconitate hydratase activity; iron-responsive element binding; 4 iron, 4 sulfur cluster binding. Gene Ontology annotation, cellular component: mitochondrion; cytosol. Lineage: Eukaryota; Metazoa; Chordata; Actinopteri; Carangiformes; Carangidae.